UUUGAGAGGGUCACACUGGUACCGGCUUAUGUUUUGACGUUCAAUCGACGAUUUAAAUCCCUGUCCAGCCACCCAACAAUCAUAAUGGAGAUUGAGCCUAGCACAACAUUGACUGCCGAUUUGAAGCAUCCAGAUGACGCCCAGUACAUUUGGUUGCCAAUUUUGGUGCUAUUGGGAGUUAUUGUGCUCGCGGGUCUGGUUUAUGCCAUGUCACGUAGCCGCCGUCCACUCAACUGCGUUUACUUCAAGCGCCGCAGUGCCACGCGUAAUGGCUACGCCAAUGUCGACGAAGAGGAUUCAGAUGUAUCCAUGGUUGGUGCAGAUGAUUUUGGCGAACCAAAUGCCAUAACAAGUCUCCUGGAUGCUCGCUUACAUAUAGAACCUCGAUCAGAGGGUUAUCGACAGUCGAGUCAAUUACACCUUGAUGCAGAUGACAUCGCCUUGCGUACCUAGCUGAAGGAGCUCCCACAGUGACUUUAAAAAGGACAAUCGCUUCCAAAUUAAGGGAAACAAAAGACUAAAAACUGGCUUAUAUUAUUGUAUACACACUUUUAUUUUAUUGUCUAAGUUAUCUUUUGCUGUUAAUGUCAGCUUAAAGUGAAGCGUAACUAACAAGCCUUGUCUAAACGUUCUAGACAUUUGUACAUUUGUUAAACAUAUGUGCCUAUUUUAGCUGUUAAUCAACGGAGUUAGCGGCGUCUAAUAGACGCGUUGUUAGAUCAUAAAAACCAAAGAAAAAUGCACCGCCCAGUGUUAUCCAGAGCACGCGUGGCACAAUGCCGGCGAACAAACUGGAAUAAAUAAUCAAUAUACAUAUAUGAAA
Messenger RNA from Drosophila montana, 823 nucleotides. RefSeq lists its product as uncharacterized. Bases 85 to 453 code for a protein of 122 amino acids. The record is from RefSeq and is a predicted model, not a curated record. The transcript has 3 exons. Lineage: Eukaryota; Metazoa; Arthropoda; Insecta; Diptera; Drosophilidae.